GGCGGACCUCUGACAAGAGGAAUAGUCAUCGGUGCUCACGUGUUUAUUUGUAGCAUAACGCCCCAGGCAAGAGCAGUUGUCUGACAUCCAGGCCGUGGAGAGGAGCGGGCUGGUUUAUAGUCAUAUUCCUGGAAAUCGAAAGGACUAGGAAAAGACUUGUUUCGUGUGUGAAAGCAGACGUUGUGUUGCAAGAGUGUAUCUGCUGCUUGUGUUAUGGAAGUUUAGAGGCACCAUACCUGCAUUGAGGGUGCCUGGGGCCGUGCACACACCACCACGCCAGCGAGGUGCUGUUAGAUGGCCGAGACACGCCUACUUCAAACGCCAUGGCUGCCACCCAGCACGUAGACGAUGGCGUCCCGCUCGGACAGUGGCAACGAGACCCGCGGGUCCUCGGAGUCUGACAACUCGCCCACUCCCACACCCACCAAAGACCUUGAGCACCAGAAGCAGCAGCAACAAGAGAAGGAACAGCACCAGCAGCAGCAGCAACAGCAGCAGCACACCAGAGACGCCCAGAGCAUCCGAGACCUACAUCAGCAGCCAAGACCCAAGCCUCUGCACGUGCCCUCCUGCAGCCGCGGGUUCCUGCCGCUCGUCUCCGCCUCGGUGCCCAUUCCCGCCCCUGACCCUGCCCUCGUCCCCUCCUCCACCGCCAUCAGCCGCGCGCAGCAAGGCCACCGCUGCACCACUGCGCGCAUCAACCCCCUCACUACGCCCAUCUCCCGCACCACGCCCGCCGUCACGCCCUACACGCGCACCACCAUCAUCAUCCCGUCAGCGCCCCGCGUCACCCUGGCACCCACCAUACGCACCACGCCCACCGCCACACCCUCACAACGCACCACUCCCACGGCCACGCCCUCCCAGAGAACCACGCCCACGGCCACGCCCCAACGGGUCACGCCCACCAUCAUCUCCCAGAGAACGACGCCCGUGACGCGGCCCUCCAGGUUGACGCCGUCGUCCACCAGACUCACGCCCACGACACACAACCAACGGCCGCCGCCCCUCAGACCACUGCCUCGAAGACCCCCGUCCUCAGGCAUGGGCUCCGCAGGGUCGGUGCAUGUCGGGGCGCCUUUGGGCCCCCUCACCUCGUCGCGCGGGAGGCAACGGAACAGCGUGGCGGUGGUGGACUCCCGUGAGCACAUCUACGAAGAGCUGGAGCUGUGCCGCGGCCCCCCCAAGCUGGCGCCCGUGUCCGGAGUGCUGCCUCAGGGUAAGGUUGUGAUCCGGCCCAUCGCCUUCAAGCCCGUGGCGUCACCCGGGUUACAAGGCAUCUCCCCCCCGACCAACGGCGGUGUCAUCGGCGGGGGAUCCUCGGCGGGCUUCGUGGUGCACUCCUCCGGCGUGUCCCCCGCCGCCAAGCCCGACCCUCGCUACACCUCCGCCCCCACCCUGGCCAGGGGGGUCAUCCACCACUAUGGCAGUAUGGGUGACCUCAAAACCCUGAGCCACAACAGUUAUUCAUUAGAUCGCCGCGGCCUCACCACUCCUCUCUCGUCCAGAGGCCACAGUGAUCAGCACACCAGUGAUAACAAGUACAAUAGUCUUACUAAGCUCCACAAUAGUAAGAACACCUCACUGAAUAACAAGAAUAGCUACAGUAAUAUUAACAAUAAUAAUAUUAGUAAUAGCCACAACACAAGCAUCAGCAGUAAUGGCAGCUACAGUAGCAGUAACAAGAGUCCGUCUACCUGCCCACCUGCCCAGGCCCGGCCACCCUCACACCAGUCAACCUGUAGUAACAUAGAAGACGGCCACAACCACCACAAGUUUGCUCAAGACGGAAGACUCUCAAACCAUUAUGAGAGUUCAUUGGAUAAUAGACUCUCAAGCACAUAUGACAAUCCUACCGUGUACACACGCAUAAAUGGGUAUUCCAAUAGUGACCUUCCUCGCUACGAUAGCCUAAAAAACCUUUCUAGUGACUCAGGACACUCCUUUGUUCACCACCUACACAGCCAGCCAAUGACCAAUGGCCUGCACCAGCGGAUAGGCGGCUCUGUGACCAAUCUCUCUCGCAUCAGUAAUGUUCACCACUCAGGCUCUGUUCAAGGACUUGAUCGACCUGGCUCAAGCAUAAGGCUGGACAGAUCUGCAUCAGUCACAGGGUCAAACCUGGACAGAUCUGGCUCAGUCAGUGGCUCCAAUUUGGGGUUAGACAGAUCAGUAUCAGUGACUGGCUCCAAUCUGGGCCUGGACCGUACCAUCUGUGGCUCAGUGUCAGGCUCAUUGAGUGAAUUGACACUGGAUGAGCACCACCAGACCCCGUCUCCCUCAGACUCAGGUGUGGCAGAGCUGGAGGCCAUGCUGAAAGAGAAGGACUCUGAAAUCAACACACUACGAGAAACCAUGGAGCAGAAUGAGCAGGUUAUAUUUAAGGUGUAUGAGGAGAAGGAAAAGACAUGGGAGCGUGAACUGAAGAAGAUUCGGGACUUGUAUGACUCAAGGCUGAAGGGAGCCCAGCAGAAGGCUCUGAAGAUGGAGCAGUCUCUCACCACACAGACUUACCAGCUUCAGCAAGAACGCAGAAAGCUAAUAGCAGAAUUAGAGGAGGUUCGAAGGGAGCGUGAUGGACAGCAAAGUCAAACAGAACAACUAAGAAGAGAAUUGAAUUCUUUGAGAGCUCAACUAGAAGAAACAGAAUGGAGCCUCUGCCAAAAAUCAGGUGAAAUAUCCUUACUGAAAACACAACUCAAGGACUCACAAGGCGACCAGACGACACGUGGACAUGAGCUUCUCCACUUACGGGCACAGGUGCGGCAGUACCAGACGGAGGUUGAGCGACGUCGAGCAGAGAUCAACUCUCUCCAUGACUUGAUGGCUCAGCAGAGAAGAGAAUCUGAGGACAUGCGCUUACAAUUAGAUCAGGCUCAGCAGCAACAGUCACAAGCACGAGCACACGACCAAGACCUCAGCCUUCAAAUGGACAAGCUGAAGAGUGAGGUUGAGGGUAUGAAAAAGGAGUGUGAACUGCAAAGACAACAAUUUGAGGAGGAAAGAGUGAGAUGGGUUGAGGAGAAGGAACGAGUGAUAAGAUACCAGAAGCAGCUACACCAGAACUAUGUUGCCAUGUUUGGCCGUAACCGUCAGUUGGAGGAGGAAGUGGCAAGACUAACGGGAGUCCCAUUGCCCCCAUUGAAAUCAUUAAGUCCUCCCAAAUUCCCAGCAGCUUAUGCAGACAUUAGAGAAACUUCUGGCCCACAGUUACCCAGUGAAUCUCGUUGUUGAGGAAAGGGUAACAGAGGCUUUCUACUGUUAGAUUUAGAAACAAUUAUAGAUUUUUAUUAUGUAAUUUUGUAGGAUACCUCAUUAAUGAUUUUAAUGUAUGUAUAAAAGUCAUCUUAUAUAACUGAUGUGGUUAAUGUCAAUAUUUUAUUAGUGACCUCAUAUAAAAGUUGACAUGUUUGAAGGGAUUGAGUAUCUAAGCAUAUGGAAUAUUUUAAUAGCUAAUGGCUGAAUACCAACUGAUGCUGAGGUAUGAAAAAUUUGCUUUUUGUACUGCAGAAAAAAUAUUUUAUCAGAAUGUACUUAACAGGUAGAAAUUACCUUAAUUUUGAUUUCUAAAUAUUCCUGGUGAAAUUAUGCUCACUGUUCUCAUGUUUCUUCAUAACAUAGUAGGUAUCACACAAUGUAAAUGAACUGUAUAGUACUCAUCAUGUGGAUUUACAUAUUAAAAAUAUAUUGAAUUGUUUUAGUGUCUAGCCAAAGGUUAUAUCUAGUUUCAAUGAUAUGUUUAGAAAUAAAGCACCAUAGUUUUUUAAGAAUGUUAUAUAUCCAGUCAAGUGUGAGUGGUUUGAUAUAUAAAGCACAGAAUUUUAAUAAAUUUAUAUUUAUUUCUUAUAAUGCUAUAAGCAAUACUGCAUUAGUUAUGGGUUUUAGUGGUUUAGAUAAUUUUAAAGGUGAAUAUUUAGUCAAAGUUCCUCUUAGUCAAGCUGACUAUGACUGCCCUCAUUGUUUGGAAGCUGUGUUAAGAUAUUUUGAACAGCGUUGCAAUGAGAUGGUGGCAGUCUUGUCAGACAUAAUUUCUGUCCACACAAGGAAUGAGUAUUGAUUUGACACUUUUGCACAUUAUGAGAUGGUGUGUAUCAGAACUUUACAUCCAAGGUUAUAUACUUCUCGCACACAAGUAAUGAAUGAGUGCAAGUUGUACCGACACUGACAGGCCUUACAGGGUGAGGCUUACUACCUCUUCCUUCUCUUAGCUUUUUAUACUACUGUUUUAUUUCUCAUGUCAUUGUCAAAAGUUUUUACAUCAAACCAUAUGACUUCAUUGUAGGAUUUUUGUUUGUAUUUUAGUCUGAAAAAGAUGAUCAGCCUUAUGAAGAUUAUUGAUAAUGUUAAAUUUGCAGUAUCUUUAAUAGGUUUCUUGCACCCCCUCCUACACCUGCCCCACCAAACACUUUUUGUAUGAAUAUAUCAUUUAGUAUUGACAAACACCUAUGUGCAAAAAUGUCAAAAUAACUCAUCAACAUUAGUCAAUACACUAAUUAUGUUCAAUAUAAUUUAAUGAAGAGCAAGAUAAAAAAAAGUUUACAACCACAUACAGUUUUCUUGUGAAAAUUGGAAAAUGUGGUGAAGGCAAAAUUGUUAUCUAUCCUAGAAAUGCAUCUAAAUUUGUACCUUGGAAUUAUAUACCACUAGAGUAAUCAAGUGUAGGGUGUUAAGUCAUAUUCAACUGAUUUCUAAGUGCAAAUAUGAUAUUAGUAAUUGGUAUCUUUGGAUUAACAUUUACACUAAGCCUUGGAGUUAUUAUAAAUGCACAAAAAACAUGAAAAUACUCCGUACAGAGUGAGGGAACUUUUUGCCAAACCCGGACUUUCUCAUGAUAAUGGAAGCAGACCUUUGAAACUUGUAAAAAUGUUAUUUCAUAUAUAUAUGAAAUGUGAACUGAAAGGAAUUUAACUUAACAGGAACAAUAUUGUAAUAUAUAUGGUCGCUAACUUAGUUUUUUAAAGUAACAGGAAAUAUGAAGUCAGCUGCUACACAGAAGAGAUCAAACUUGUCAUGUGGUUAAUGGUUAAUUAUGACAUUUUAUUAAUGGUAAUUUUCCAUAACCUGCAAAGAAUAAAAUCCUAAACAUCAA
This is a messenger RNA of Eriocheir sinensis (Chinese mitten crab), 5089 nucleotides long. RefSeq names its product probable serine/threonine-protein kinase nek3. The record is from RefSeq and is a predicted model, not a curated record. The transcript has 9 exons. The coding region runs from base 349 to 3234 and encodes 961 amino acids. Lineage: Eukaryota; Metazoa; Arthropoda; Malacostraca; Decapoda; Varunidae.